CUCGCGUUGCUUUGUGCGGUCACUGACAGAGAGUUACAGUGGAUCAAGGCACAGAGCCGGAGUUAGCAACAAGAAAGUAUUAGGUAAUCCCGGAAGAAAGGCUAUCUAUUACAGGAAGGGGGAACAUGGACUGUCGAGCUGCUCUGAGAGAAGCAGAAACCCAGUUCCAGAAACAGAACUUCGGGACUGCAGAAGAACUUUAUACCCGGUUCAUUCUACACUGCCCAGACGGUGAAUGGAAAGAUAAAUGCUGUGCCGAGGACCUGGCUAAUGCAUACAACAACAGAGGACAAAUCAAGUACUUAAGAGUAGAUUUUUACGAAGCUAUGGAUGAUUACACAUCAGCAAUUCAAAUCAAAGAAGAUUUUGAAGUUGCUUAUUAUAAUCGAGGAUUGAUACGUUACAGACUAGGUCUAGCAAUUGAAGACUGCAUCCAUCAGCAGCAGCAACAGACUUGUGCUCCAAUAGAAUCUGAAAUCUCAUGGCCUGGUAUAUUCCCACUCAAUCAUUACCAUCAAGUCAGGGGAUCAACCCUGUUCUAAUGAAGACCGCAGAAGCAGACCCAGGAGUAGCAAAAGGAAUACCCAAAAUGAUGAUGUCAAUCUGGUGAAGCUAUCAAACAGGACUGUGUGUACGCCAAACUGCACAAGUAGCAAGUGAUACACAUAACAAAGCAAAUCCACGACAAAUGGAUCAAAUCCAAACUCUACAGUACUGCCACGACCGUGAAAGCUGUUGGAUAAUGAUACAACUCACUGGAGAUAUUUGUAGAGUCUCCUCCUCCCAAAGAUGGGGAAGCCCAGCAAAUUAUUGCAGAAUAGAAAGCUGGAGUAGUAGUCGCAGCCUUCAGCCAGAACUGCCAAGUGGAUGAUUCACGUCAGCCUCUUCCUCUGGAGGUCCCCAACAUCACACAUCUCAGUAUUCAGCCAACUUGUUUCACUCUACAGGAUAUUGCAAGAACUAUGGGUCCUAACAACAUUCCGACAACAGUACUGAAGACUUACGGUCAAAGACUUGUCGCUCCCCUAGCCAAGCUCUCCCAACACGUUUACCAAUGCUGACAUCUACCUGACGAUGUGAAAAAUUGCCCAAGUAUGUCCAUUACACAAAAAUCCAGUCUGGCUAAUUACUGGAUUACCCUAUCGGUCUACUCUUGAUCAUCAAUAAAGUGACGGAAGGUGUUAUCAACAGUGUUAUCCAGCAGCACCUGCUCAGUGACGCCCAGUUUGGAUUUUGCCGGAGCCAGCCAGCUCCUCACUGGAUUGGUCCAUGUUCAAACCAAGCCCACGAAGAGCUGAAUUCCAGAGGUGAGGGGUGAGAGUGACUGCCCCUAUAUCAAAACCACAUUUACCAGAGUGUGACAUCAAGGGGACUGAGCAAAACACAAGGCGCUGUGAUUCAAUAGGAAUGAUAUCUAUUGGUUGGAGUCAUGCCUGGCCCAUAGGAAGAUGGUUGUGGUUGUUGGAGGUCAGUCAUCUCCACUCUAUUACGUCUCUGCAGGAGCUCCCCAGGAUAAUGUUCUAGGCCCAAUUAUCUUUAGCUGUUUCAUCAAUGACCUUCCCUCCAUCAUAAGGUCAGAAGUGGGAAUGUUCAUUGAUGAUUACCCAUGUUCAGCACCAUUCACGACUCCUCAAUCAAUGUCUAAUUGCAGCAAACAUAGUCAAUAUCUAAGCUUGGGUGACUAGUGGAAAGUAAAACUCAUGCCACAUGAAUGCUAGGUAAUGAGAAUAUAACAUUACUCCUUGACAUUUAGCGGCAUUGCCAACAUUGAAUCUCUACUAUCAACAUUGUGGGCAUUACCAUUGAUUAGAAACUGAACUGGUCUUUUAAAGUCAGAGAUUAAGGUUCCUGCAGUGAGUAACUCACCUCAAGAAACCUGACACCAUCUAGUUCAAAAUAGUGUGCUUGAUUGACAACACAUCCAUAAGCAUUCACUCCUUCCACCCGGCUCAGUAGCACCAGCAUGUACCAUCUACAAAAUGUGUUGUAGAAAUUCACCAUGGCUGUUUAGAUAAUACCUUCCAAACCAGGCUCACUAGCUUCUAGAAGGACAAGGGGAGCAGAUACAUGGGAACACCCCCAUCUGCAAGUUCCCCUCAGAGCCACUCACCAUCCUAACUUGGAAAUAUAUUGUUGUUCCUUCAGUGUUGCUGGAUCAAACAUUUUGAAACUUGCUCCCCAAUAGCAUUGUGGGUUUACCUAGACCAAAUGGACUGGAUUGGUUUAAGGCAGGAGCGCACUGCGGCCUUCCUAAGGACACUUGAGGAUAAGCAAUAAAUGCUGACGCAGCCAACAGUGCCCAAUAUUUAAAAAAAGUAAUGUUCAGUGUCAGCUUCUGUAUAUUAAAACUGCUCUUGGCAAUCCUGAGAGAGUACAGUCUACCAUCUAGUGGCUAGGUAGUGGUUUGUUAUGAACCAUGUGUGCAAAUGAGUUAGAAUGGGCAUGGAGUUCACUUUGAUUAAAGCAACUGUGCAUUUGUUUACAGAUAUUUCUGCUUGAAAUAUAUUGAGUUGAAAAUGCAGUUUGUUUCUUGCCAUUUCACUGCAAAAAAAGUCAAAUGAGAUUUCCCGAUUAACAUAUGCAAAAUGUAUGCAAAAGCUUUCUGUAGUAUCUUGCCAUUUUCACUCAAUAAUACCCCUGAGUCCCCUUUUCAAGGCACAUAUGGGGGCUAAUUUGGCUAUAUAAUUGUCCCUUGGUGUUCAGAACCCUGGGAUUCCUUAAUUAUUUGGGAAUAUCAUUGCAACAAGUCAAGGAAGUAAUCCACUGCACCCUUCUCAGAAUGACUAGACAUAGACCAUGAAUAAAGCCAUACUGUGUCAGUAACAUUCCACAUUCAAUUUUUUUUUAAAAAAAGACUUGUGUAUUAACCUUUCAUGUUUAUUUCUAUCAAUAGGAUUUUUAAUUAAGAGUCUUCAUUAAA
Molecule: messenger RNA, 2920 nt
Organism: Hemiscyllium ocellatum (epaulette shark)
Lineage: Eukaryota; Metazoa; Chordata; Chondrichthyes; Orectolobiformes; Hemiscylliidae
Gene: ttc32
Product: tetratricopeptide repeat domain 32
Exons: 3
Coding region: 126-542 (138 amino acids)
Molecular function (GO): protein binding
Source: RefSeq, a predicted model, not a curated record